AUGUACGGAAAAGCCCCAUUCACGCUCAUCUUCGCCUUCCUCUUCCUCCUCACCUACUCAAUCUUCAUCGGCAUCGUCGACAUCCGAUCCUACUUCCUCCCACUCAUCCCCUCAUCGCCGUCGCAGGUUGUCCGGUCCCUUUACGCCACCACCUCCCCACCUUUCAAGAUCUACAUGUACAAUAUCCCGCGCCGCUUCAACGUCGGAAUUAUGAACUGCCGGAGCACCGACUACACUUCUAUCACCGCCCGAACUUGGCCUUCAUGGCCAAAGAACUUCGAACUUGUUGAAGUCUGGGGAAGAGAUCAAAAGGGGCGGCAGCCUCAGAGCAAGGGGUGGAAUUCUGGAGAACUGCACUGGGAAUACGUAGGAAUGGAGACUCAGACACGGACACUUUGCCACGCUGACGAGAAAUCGUUCUUGUUACAAUUCAAGGAAAGCUUUACGAUAGACAAGUCAGCUUCUUAUUCUCCUUUUGCUUAUCCGAAGGUUACAUCUUGGGCUCGAGAAGGAGAUCAUAAUCAGAGUAACUGUUGUUCGUGGGAUGGUGUUGAGUGCCAUGCGGAGUCUGGCCGCGUCAUUGGCCUUAACCUCAGGAGCAGCUGUCUCUAUGGUUCUAUCAAGUCUAACAGCACCCUCUUCCGACUUGUUCACUUGCAGAUGCUUGACCUCUCAGAUAACAACUUCAAUUCGUCUGAAAUACCAUCAAGAUUGGGCCAUGACCUUUCGAGUCUAUCCUAUCUCAACCUUUCAUGGUCUGUAUUUUCUGGCCAAAUUCCAUCUGAAAUUUCAAAGUUAUCCAAACUGUCUACCCUUGUUCUGUCUUACAAUAAUGGUUUGGAGCUUAGGAAGUCCAUCAUGAGAAUCCUAGUCCAAAACUUGACCAGCAUAAAACAACUUCAUCUUAGUGAUGUCGGCAUAAACUCCACUGUGCCUGAUAUCUUAGUCAAUGCAUCUUCUCUCACAUCUCUCAAACUAAGCUACUGUGGGUUGUAUGGGGAAUUCCCAGUAGGCAUUUUCCACCUACCAAACCUAGAGGAGCUUAGAUUAUAUUCGAACACAGACCUAAUUGGUUAUUUUCCUACUUUUAACAGGACCAAUUCCUUCAAAACAUUGGUUGUUUCAAAUACAAAUUUCUCUGGUGAACUUCCUAGUUCUAUUGGAAACCUUAAUUCCUUAAAUUACUUUGAUAUCUCAGACUGUGGUUUUGAUUCCCAUGUUCCAUCUUCAUUCGGAAACCUUACCCAAUUAACUUAUCUGCAGCUCGGCUUCAACGAUUUGCAAGGAGCAGUUCCUAAGUCGCUUUUCCACCUCAGAAAUCUUGAAUUUCUUGACCUUACUGCUAAUAAUUUGAGUGGAUUAGUUGAGUUUGAUGAGUUUUCCAACCUCAAAAAGUUGAAGGAACUUCAUUUAUCGUACAACAAGUUAUCCAUGCAUGUCAAAUCUGGUUUGAGUGCUACUUUUCCAAAGUUCGAAAUUCUAAAUUUGGCUGAAUGCAACUUGACAGAGUUUCCAGAAUUUUUGAAAAAUCAAUACGAAUUGGGAGAUCUAGACCUUUCUGGUAACAACAUUCAUGGCCAAAUACCAAAAUGGCUCUGGAAUGUAACUAGAGAAACUUUGGUCAAUCUCGACCUCAACUCUAACUUCUUAACAGGCUUUGAGGAGAAUCCAGUCACUCUUCCAUGGAAAAAUCUACAACUGUUUAAUCUUGCUCAUAAUCGGUUACAAGGGUCAUUGCCAAUUCCACCACAAUUUGUCACGGUUUACUUGGUCGACAACAAUAAUUAUAGCGGAGAAGUUUCACCAUUGUUCUGCAACUUGAAUUAUCUUCAAGUUCUUAAUUUGGCCAACAACAACCUGAGUGGUAUGCUUCCACAGUGUUUGGGGAAGUCCAAUAGCUUGGAAAUACUGCAUUUGAUGUUUAAUUCUUUCCACGGCGAUAUUCCUCCAUUUUGUGCUAACAAAAAUAGUUUGAAAUUUGUUGGGUUGGGUUACAAUCGGUUACAGGGGAUGCUACCAAGAUCAAUGGCCAAUUGCAUUCAGUUAGAGUUUCUUCACAUUGGCAACAAUCAGAUCAGUGACAUCUUCCCUUCUUGGUUAGGGGUACUUCCAGUAUUGAGGGGUCUCAUUUUGGGGUCGAAUGCAUUUCAUGGGAUAAUUGGGAAGCCUCCAACUGAUCAUGAGUUCCCAAACUUAUGCAUCAUUGAUUUAUCCAACAAUCUAUUUUCAGGUAUGUUGCCUUCUAAGUACAUGGAGAACUGGAAUUUCAUGAAAUAUGUUGUCACGAACAAGGGAAGCUGGUACUUUACAGUCUCAUCGAACGACAGCACAAAUAAAUAUGGAAAUUACUAUAAAUUUUCAUACGAGAUGAUAAUUCCUGUAAAAGGUGUUGAGUUGACAUAUGAUAAGACCCCCUAUGAUCUGAGACUCAUAGAUUUCUCAAGUAAUAGAUUUGAAGGAGAGAUUCCAGCAAGUAUCAUUGGGAGUCUAAGAGCACUUCAGUUGCUAAACCUCUCCAACAACACUCUCUCUGGUCAAAUCCCCUCAUCUCUGGCGAACUUGACUGCUCUUGAAUCAUUGGAUCUCUCUCAAAACAAGCUCUCAGGAACGAUCCCCGGUUGUUUGGCACAACUCACUUUCCUUGAGUACUUCAACGUGUCGUAUAACCAUCUUUGGGGGCCUAUACCACUUGGCCAACAAUUUGGUACAUUCCUAGAAGAUUCAUACCAAGGAAACUCAGGUCUGUGUGGAGAGCUUUUGUCCAAGAAAUGCGAGGCUUCUGAGAGCUCGAGGCGACCGCCACGAUCAAGCUUUGAAGAAGAUGAAGAGGCUGGAUUUCCAUUUGAGUUUGACUGGUAUGUAGUCUUGCCGGGAGUUAUUAGCGGACUAAUAGUGGGAGUGGUUGCUGGAAACACAUUGGCAGACAAGAAGCAUGAAUGGUUUGUGGAGACAUUCAGCAGGAGGAGAAAGCCAACAACAGCAAGGGCGACGAGGGGACGCCAAACUUAG
Messenger RNA from Pyrus x bretschneideri (Chinese white pear), 3009 nucleotides. Its product is annotated as receptor-like protein Cf-9. Gene Ontology annotation, molecular function: protein binding. The coding region runs from base 1 to 3009 and encodes 1002 amino acids. NCBI's taxonomy places the organism in Eukaryota, Viridiplantae, Streptophyta, Magnoliopsida, Rosales, Rosaceae. The record is from RefSeq and is a predicted model, not a curated record. The transcript is spliced from 3 exons.